Messenger RNA from Saccharomyces paradoxus, 792 nucleotides. RefSeq names its product Pun1p (gene PUN1). The record is from RefSeq and is a predicted model, not a curated record. The transcript has a single exon. Gene Ontology annotation, cellular component: cell cortex of cell tip; plasma membrane. Lineage: Eukaryota; Fungi; Ascomycota; Saccharomycetes; Saccharomycetales; Saccharomycetaceae. Gene Ontology annotation, biological process: fungal-type cell wall organization. The coding region runs from base 1 to 792 and encodes 263 amino acids.
AUGAGGAAUUUUUUCACGUUAUUUUUUGCAGCUAUAUUUUCGCUGGGGGCACUCAUAUUGGCGAUUAUCGCAUGCGCAGGAUCAACGAAAAACUAUAGUCCUAUAAAUAAAAUUUACUGUGCAGAAUUGGAUCUAUCGCAGAUGAAGGUAUCGACAAUAUUCCCUUCCUUAAGUUCAGUUACGCUGUCCUCGUUGGGUCUGCCCGCAUAUAUAAACAUAGGACUUUGGUCGUACUGUACGGUUGACUCUUCACAUAACAUACAAUCGUGUUCUUCGCCCAACGGUAUCCAAAAAUUCAAUCUAACGUCAUUAGUGUAUGACAAUAUCAACGAUAAUGAGGCUCUGAAGCUUAUAGAUUCUGUAGCAGAUGUUGUUUUGCCAGAAAAACUCAGGAGUAAAAUGACGUACUACAACAAUUUGGUCAAGUGUAUGUUCAUCACCAUCCUCAUCGGUAUUGUCUUGACUUUUGUAAACCUGGUUUUCAACAUAUUGCGCUGGAUCAUCCAUAUAAGGCCGCUAGCGUGGGGUGGUGCCUUCUUUUCAUUCUUUGCUUUUGCUGCCCUUUUAGUCAGUAUAGGUUCAUGUUUGGGUACUUAUUCAUACAUCAAAUACAUCCUAAAGCAUAAUUAUAGUGACUAUGGUAUUUCAAUGAGCAUUGGUAGGAACUACCAGGGUUUGAUGUGGGGGGCCGUCGUUGGAGCCCUACUGAAUUUCAUUCUAUGGUGUAGUGUGAGAUCAAGGCCGACCGUCAUAUAUGCGAAUGCUCCAAUUGAGGAAAAACCACUGAUUUAA